CAAUCGGCUGCAAGGUACCCAAGGUGCAGAAUGGGGAGGUCCAUGGGAUGCAAAGCACCUACAAAGCUGGAGAGACUCUUCACUUUGGCUGCAAUGCCGGUUACGCUGCAGAGGACACCUACGAGGCUCAGUGCCAGCCGGGGGGCACCUGGGAUCCGCCGGCGCUCAUCUGUGAGAAGGUCCGACCAUGCCCCAUGCCUCCGGAGGUCCGCAACGGAAAUCACAAUGGCCAGGAGCUGAUGUGUCCUCGGCCACCAAACAUCGCCAACGGGCAGCACAGCGGAGAGUCCUUGCACAGGUUUUCCCAGAGAGCGACCGUGUACUACAGCUGCAAGGAUGGCUACGAGCUGGUCGGGAACGUGUCCAUCAACUGCAUGGAGACUGGGGUGUGGAGCAGGCCCGUGCCCCUCUGCAAAGCAAUCGGCUGCAAGGUACCCAAGGUGCAGAAUGGGGAGGUCCAUGGGAUGCAAAGCACCUACAAAGCUGGAGAGACUCUUCACUUUGGCUGCAAUGCCGGUUACGCUGCAGAGGACACCUACGAGGCUCAGUGCCAGCCGGGGGGCACCUGGGAUCCGCCGGCGCUCAUCUGUGAGAAGGUCCGACCAUGCCCCAUGCCUCCGGAGGUCCGCAACGGAAAUCACAAUGGCCAGGGCAAAUCCUUUUUUACCAUGGGAAUGUCUGUAACAUACACCUGCAAUCCUGGCUACUACCUGGUUGGAAAUGCCGUUGCAUUUUGCAGGGCGUCUGGGAACUGGAGCCAGCCAGGCGCUCGCUGUGAAGUGACCAUCUGCAUAAAUCCAGAUAUAGAGAAUGGAAGGCAAGUCGAUGGUCAAGGACUUAUCUCUGCACCUGGGCAAAUGGUGACAUUUCAGUGUCACAAUGGUUACAGCCUGCAAGGCAGUGCUAAAAUCUUCUGCCAGGAGGAUGGCAGCUGGCACCCUCCUGUUCCCGUCUGUGACAGGCUGUACCACUACCAGGAGCUCUCCAACAGGCCUGAACUUCCAGGUAUCCCUUGUGAGCCACCGCCCGACAUUCCCAACGGGAAGCACACGGGCAAGCUGCUGGAUGAAUUCCUCUUCGGCACAUCUGUAACGUACAGCUGCAAGCCCGGGUACCCGCUCCACGGAGAGCCCUCCAUCUACUGCACCACCUGGGAUGGGGAGAACGGCGUGUGGAGCGGGCCCCCCCCGCACUGCGGAGAGGUGAAGUGUCCUCCCCCUCCAGCCAUCGCCAACGGGAAGCACAGCGGCCAGCCCUCGGACACCCACCUUCCAGGCUCAGCUGUGCAGUACACCUGCAGGGAUGGCUACUCCCUCAUUGGGAAUGGCUCCAUCAGCUCAACUGGCUGCAAAAGACCAGAGAUCAAGAACGGAAGAACGACUGGGCUGGAGACCGUGUACAGACUCGCAGAGAUUGUUAUCUUUGAAUGCGAUUUUGGUUACGCCUUGAAGGGCUCUCAAGAGUCUCAGUGCCAGUUUGGGGGCACAUGGGACCCUCCUGUCCCCAUCUGUGAAAAGAUGCUACAGUGUCCUUCCCCUCCAAAUAUCAAAAAUGGCAAGCCUGAGAGCAAGGAUAUGAAAGUGUUCAUCCCUGGAACAUCAGUGAAGUACCACUGUGACCCGGGGUACGUCCUCACUGGGAAAACAACAGUUUCUUGUUUGACAUCUGGAACCUGGAGCAUCCCUUACCCGCGGUGUGAAGCGAUCACCUGCACAAGCCCCACCAUCCAGAAUGGAGAUGUGGCUGAAGGACAGAGCGCUGUGUACCGUCCCGGGGCCAACAUCACCUUCCAGUGCCGGCCGGGCUACGUGCUGCGGGGGAGCCGCAAAGCUGGCUGCGGGACACCAACAACAUUACUGUUUGCUGAGCUAAACAAGCAGUAUAAAAAUCAGACGGAGUUUCCUGUUGGGAAGACUGUGAAGUACACUUGUCGGCCUGGAUAUGCAAAACAUCCACAGAUAUCACCAACUCUUACGUGUCUUGAAAAUCAAACGUGGUCUGAAGCCCAGGAGUUUUGCAAACGGAGAAAGUGUAAUCAUCCAGGAGAACCGGUGAACGGCAGACUUAUUGUUACAACGGAUCUCUUCUUUGGGUCAACAGUGAAUUACACCUGCAAUGAAGGGCACAGGCUGGUUGGAGUGUCCCAGCGGCAGUGUGUGAUUUCGAGCUCUGGGACGCGAGUGAGGUGGAGCGGUGAUGUUCCCAUCUGCCAGAGUAUCCCUUGUGAGCCACCGCCCGACAUUCCCAACGGGAAGCACACGGGCAAGCUGCUGGAUGAAUUCCUCUUCGGCACAUCUGUAACGUACAGCUGCAAGCCCGGGUACCCGCUCCACGGAGAGCCCUCCAUCUACUGCACCACCUGGGAUGGGGAGAACGGCGUGUGGAGCGGGCCCCCCCCGCACUGCGGAGAGGCAACGUGUCCCGUCCCGCGCAUCCAGAAUGGGAGAAUAGUGUCUCCUAGGACUGCCUACGCACACAAGGACACCAUCGCCUUUGAGUGUGAGCCAGGCUAUGUUCUACGUGGCCACGGAGUGGUACAAUGCCAACUGAAUAACACCUGGGAGCCACCCGUGCCAGUCUGCGAGCAGGCUGGCUGCAAUGCACCUACCAGCCUGGCGUUUGCUGAGCUGAAGGAGCCGUACAGCAACCAGACCGUCUUUCCCGUGGGGAGGACGGUGGAAUACGUGUGCCGGCCUGGCUACGCCCAGCACCUGGGGAUGCCGCCGGCCAUCACAUGCCUCAGGAAUCGGACGUGGUCCGUGGCACUGGAGUUCUGUAAAAGGAAACAAUGUGCUAACCCCGGGGAUCCGCAGAACGGCAGAGCUGUUGUCCUGACCGACCUCCUCUUCGGGUCCAAAGUGAAUUACACGUGCGAGAUAGGACACAGCGGGCACUUGACGGACACCUUCUCCUAUGCGGACGUGGUCACCUACACCUGCGACGCCGGCCACCCGCUGUCUGGAGAGCCCUCCAUCUUCUGCACCACGGCGGACGGGGAGCAUGGCGUGUGGAGCGGGCCGCCGCCACGGUGCGGAGGCACCGACUGGUCGGACAGUCUCAUAGGCGAUGUGAGAUUUUUGGACCAGAUGUCGCAUGGAGUGGUGUUCUUCCCAUUUGUCAGAGUAAUAGUGAAGUGUCGGCCCCCUCCAAGCAUCGCUAAUGGGGAACACAGCAGUCCUUUAUCAGACACUUUUGAUGUAGGAACACUUGUGCACUACCACUGCAAACACGGCUUCUCCCUCAUUGGGAAUAAGUCUGUUCAUUGUACAGCAUACGGAGUCUGGAGCCAUCCCCCUCCUCGGUGCGAAGUGCUGCACUGUUCCAAGCCUGCAGAUAUCGCCCACGGGUCUCUCAGUGGCCCAGCAAAAGCAUUUUUCACUCCUGGAACAUCUGUAAGAUACACCUGUGAGCCCGGCUUCUCUCUCAUUGGGACUGCAUCCAUUUCUUGCACAGAGUCUGGAGCCUGGAGCCAUCCUUCUCCGAUCUGUCAAGUUGUGAGGUGUCUCCAUCCUCCAAACAUCACCAACGGGAAGCUCAAAGGCAACAUCUCUGACUCUUUUUCCUAUGGAGCAUCUGUAUCCUACAGCUGUAAUCCUGGUUAUUCACUUGUUGGGAAUGCUUUCAUCAACUGCACGGUGUCAGGAACCUGGAGCCAGCCUGCUCCUCGGUGCAAAGAGAUCAGAUGUGUAUUCCCAGAAGUUCAAGGUGUUAAGAAAGCCAUAAAAGGAAAUACUUAUCGCUCUGGGACUAACAUCACUCUUGAAUGUGAUGAUGGUUACACCUUGGAAGGUAUCAGUCAGAUUCAGUGCCAAGAGGACUUCAGCUGGGACCCUCCCGUACCGGCCUGCAAACUGACGUCACGCAAGUCUGGCUCAGUAGGCCUAGGAGUCGCAGCUGCAGCAGUCCUGCUUCUCCUGGGGGCAGGCAUUGUCUGGAAAAUUAUUUCUAAGCAGAAGGAAGGCUAUUAUCACACAUAUGAAAACUACAAUUACCAAACCCCUCCGAAUGAGAUAACUGAACAGAAAUGUUCAUGUCUUCCACAGAAGAUUGCGUAUUGCUUUUUCCUUCCUCUUACUCUGACAGACACGUGUAUGCCUCCAGAGAGGCUGCAAUAUGCAGAGCUUGAGGAGAGCACGGUGGAGAGCUUUCCAGUUGGAACCACGGUGUCGUAUGUCUGUCGGCCGGGGUAUAUAAGAAUCCCUGGAAAAUCAUUAACUCGUACAUGUGGAGUUCCUUGUGAACCGCCUCCAAGCAUAGCCAAUGGGCGCUACACGGAAGCAGAUAGCUAUGUUUAUCAAACAGCAGUAACCUAUACGUGUGAUAACGUACCAAAAGGCGCAGAUCCCUUCUCGCUGAUUGGCCCGGCUACUAUUUUCUGCACGUAUGAUGCACAGUCAAAUGGAGUUUGGAGUGAACCACCUCCACAAUGUGCGUAUAUUACGGCCAUCAUCUGUGUGAUUGUGGCAGUUGUGGUGUUCCUGGCAGCCUUCUGGGUCUAUAAGAAAUUCUUUUCACAAAAUGGGUGA
Molecule: messenger RNA, 4526 nt
Organism: Nipponia nippon (crested ibis)
Lineage: Eukaryota; Metazoa; Chordata; Aves; Pelecaniformes; Threskiornithidae
Source: RefSeq, a predicted model, not a curated record